Pocillopora meandrina is the source of this 12721-nucleotide messenger RNA. Lineage: Eukaryota; Metazoa; Cnidaria; Anthozoa; Scleractinia; Pocilloporidae. The record is from the annotation of a GenBank genome assembly.
AUGUGCUCUAACCACACCAACCAUACAGCUUAUAACCAUACACACGCCAGGGUUAACUCUAGAAGCAGGUUUGAGGUAAGAUUGUGAGAAUUUUCAUCAAAUCCAUGAGAUUGUUUGGCGAUGUACCCAAACAAUAGUCAUUUAGUUUCCGUUUCUCGGUGCCACAAAAAUUUAUUUCUGAUAUUUGCAUCUAGCUGAAGUCAGCUUCAGUCGCUAAGUUCAAAUAGCCUUUAUCCUUCAAUUUCGAUUUGGUUGUCAGAAGCUAGCUACAUCUAGAAUGUGCUACCUCUCAUGCAUUUCCUUUGCUAUCGAUAGCUCGUCCUCUAUUUAGCCAUUUAAAUGUUUUGUUUUGCCUUGUUUUGUUUCGUGGACAAGUCCGUCGCUUCGGAUGCAGUGGAUGGAGUAAAAAUAUUUAUCGAAACAUCCUUUCUCGGUGGUAAAUACGCUUUGUGUGCUUUAUAGAAGAGGAGCAAGCGCCUUGACUGUCACCCGUAAAUUCUUGCAAGAGGAUUUCGUGGUUGCAGUUCGUAUUUCCCUAGCGUUCCUUCCAAUAAAUUAUCGUUAUUGACCCAGAAAAAACGUGCGGCUUUGAACCCCAGAAUAAACGUAUUUCUUGCAUAACAUUUUCAUCCCAGGACGAAACUAUAUCUCUAAAUAAUAAAUUGAUCAAUUGUGAUCGCUAGGAACGUAACACUUGGUAUGUUAUACCAAUCUGACUGAAAGGUUUUGGUAGAAUUUCACACGUCCGCGAUCGAAUGCGACAUUUAUACUGCCAUUGUGUUCAGCGUGUAUAAAACUGUUAUUUCAUUUUAUUUACUUAAAAAAAAACUGUGCUUUUGGAGGUUUAAGUUGGAAACAAGACAUUUUUUUGGACAUAUGAUAAAAAAAGAAGCGUUAUCGUCUGUUUCAAGGUUAAAUGAAAUUCCCUCUACCAUGUAAAUAAAUUCAUCGCUCUCCACUACCAUGCUAAAACCUUGCACACAGCUUAUAAAUAUUUUCAAUGCUAGAUAGACACGAACGAAUUUCCUGUUGAAACCCAGCUUGAUCGAGAAAGAAUUUUUCAACAUAAAUUUCUAAAAGUUAAUGGUUCUCCCACGCCAACACGAUGUGUUUUUUAUGAACCAUAUGGAUAUUACCUCGAACGAAAUUAUAGCUUGCAGUCGUCGUCCCUAUUACAUUCAGAGCUGUCAUUUUAAUUCUGUAAUGGCGGCGUGUUUUGACAGCUCACAGGCAAAUAACCUAUUAAUAUUUCAAAUCUCAUUCAAAUUUCAGCUUUACAAUUUUAACACAAAUGAAGAUCAAGCCUUGAUAAACAAGAAACUACCCAAGGAACUUAUUUUAAGGUAAAUUUGAGAAGUGAUUUUAGUGCACUGAUGAUGUGAAGUAUGUUCUCUUUGAAGGUCUUAAGGUACUUAGAUAAAUGGGUCAUUAUGCAUGCAGAAAAUUUUUACCUUGCCUAAGUGAGAACAUUUUGAUAUUGAUAGGUCUUAAAGAAAGAUAAGGUUUGUUUUAAUGCUCAUCAAAAUAGUGCUCUUCACAAUUUGCAUGCUAAUGUACUUUAAGGGAAAUCAAAUACAAUAUUAUGUAGUUUAAUUUAGAGGGAAAGUAGGCAUUGUUUUAAAAGACAAGAGCCACUCUGAUAAGCCCAGCAAAUACUUACUGUAGUAGUAUUUAUAAUACUUGCCCGAUGAUCCUAAGUGACACCUUUAUCAUAAAGGUGCAAGCUUUUUGUCAUUACUUAGAUGCAUCUGGAAAGAAAAAUGUUACAGCUGUAUAAAUUUAUUUUUAGAUUUGCAUUGUAUCAACAAAUGAACUAACAUAUUGAUAAAUGAUUGUUUAAUAAUCAAAGUACAAACUGAUAAAUUCCUGUGUUUGCUUUACCAAUGCACUUAAAAGCCACAAAAAAGAUUUUUAAGGAUUUUGAAUUGUUCAUUUUUACUAUUUUUUAAUUAUUUUAUAGUUACUCAUUUAAUGAAUCGAUUUACUUAUAUUUAUUUUUGGUUAUGAAAAGGAACGAUAAGUUUAAACAUACUUUAAUUUCAUGUGAUGGCUAAAGGGAAAGAUGCACUUUUUUCUUAACCCUUUAACUCCCAUGAGUGAUCAAGACAGAAUUUCUCCUUACAAAAUCAAUACAAUAUCAACCAGAUAAGUGAUGAGAAAAAAGAAAAAUAUCAAUUUGGGGAUAAUUAAUUGAUGCGAUACUAAAUUCUCUGAACUAACAUUAUAAAAAUUGUAUGGUUGACAGUAGGGAGAAUUACAAAUUUGAUCUGGGAGUUAAAGGGUUAAUGGUUAUUAAAUAAUGGAUUGAAAUGAUAUGAUCUUGAUGGGUUUUUUUUCACUCACUUUUUUUUAUCAACUCUUUCACUCUCAAGAUCUUUUAGUAAUUCUCCUUACUAUCAAUCUAUAAUUCUUCCUAUGUUACCACAGAGAAUUUGGUAUUGGAUCAACUGAUAAUCCCCCAAGGGAUAUUUUUCUUUAUUCUCAUCACUAAUCACUUUGCUUGAUGUUAUAUUGAUAUUGUGAGGCAAAAUAGUUAUUAUUUUGUCUUAGUCACUUUUGAAAUUAAAGGGUCAAGAUUUGAAUGUGAGUGAUGUAGUCUGUGAAUUCUUACAUGUUCCAGCUCAUAUUGCUGCUCAAAAAAGUUGAAAUCUAAUCCAGUAAAUGAGUUUUAGUUGAUAUGUUAGAUAAUUUUUCAAUUAAUUUAUCUUUUUUUAAUUAACCCUUUAACUCCCAGAAGUGAUUAACAUAAAACUUCUCCCUAAAAUAUCCAUACAUUAAUCAGCAAACAGGUAAUGAGAAUAUUCAAACUUAUGGGAUAGAAGUUGUUAUCUUGAUCUCGCACCAAGUUCUCAUAACUAAUUUACAAGGAAAUGUGUAGCAGCUAGAUGAGAGAAUUAACAAUCAGUUAAAAGGUUAAUUUAUCUUUUCCUAUUUGGUUAGUAUAUGGUUUUAGGGUAGGAACACGGAAAUGCGCAGGUGUUGAAAAGAAUCUCUUAAUCCUUAGUGCUUUGACCAUAACUUAUGCGUCAGUUUUUCUCAAUAUCUUUAUUUACUUCUUUUCCCAAAGGAUUUUUUCAUUUCUGGAUGUAGUUUCCCUGUGUCGCUGUGCACAGGUGUCAAAGGUGAGGAAGCCAAGGCUGCAUGAGUACUACAGUUUACUAACUAGACAUUGAAGACCAAAUGGAGGUUACUACUGAAACAACCCAUCCUAAAUUGUCAAAUGCAGUAAAUAAGGAACCUAUGUGUGGCACAAAGACAAAUUUCAAAUUGUUAGUAUUUUGGUACUUUCACAUACUUUUCAGUUUUAUGAGUAUGAACAGGAAAAAUUAUGUCCUAAAUUUGGUUACACUGGUUCCAAAUUUGAAAUAAGCUGUUUAUGAGAGUUACACUCUGUGGUGCAGGGUUUGAAAUGGUGCAUCUUAAAAAUUAAAAAAAAAUUAUAGAUUACUGGAUGCUCAGAUAACCUUUCUAGAUUGUUGCAUGCCCUUUUGUCCUGUUUUUCUGACAACCUUUCUUGAAAUAGCUGUAUACAAAAAAUUUAUACUAACAACAAGUUAAAUGUUUGUAGCUUUGGAAUGUGUUGGCUUUGGACGGAAGCAACUGGCAACGGGUGAAUUUGUUUGACUUUCAAACAGACAUAGAGGUACAAAUCAACAUUAUCUAACCACACAUGCACCAUUCAUGAAGAAAUAGUUUUUUUCCGGCCUAGUUUUUUUGGUUUGCUUACCCACCAUGAUUUAUUAGUUGUGAUUUGGAAACAGGAAGAUUAGUUUUAAUGUUCAUUGGCACAAGAAUUCAAAUGAAUUUUUCCUGCCAUGAAAAUUCAGUGAUAAUGAUAAUCUGCUGGUUUUCAAAAUUGGUAUAUUUUGAGGUUAUUCCUUUUUAUAAUGAGGUUAUGGUUGAAACAGUGUAUAGUACUCAGAAAGACCACGGAGGUGUUGAUAUUGUGGUGUUUACUUAAUUGGCAAUGUUACAUUCAAGUGGUUCAAGUGGUUCAAAUUUCUUAACCCAUCACACACGCUUUCUCCACAAAUUAGAUGCUAGUCUCUCAUAGAGAUUAAAGGGUUAGGUCAUUAUGGUGGUGAAAACUUCCUGUACUAUUUAUAAUAACUGAAGAAUUAAUGAAAAUCUCAGUAAGUAUGUAUGAGAUGGAAAUGCUUAGCUGUUCAGUGAGCUUGUUUUUAAUGAGAUGCUUGCCGAAGGGGUUGAGUGUCUGAUCGGUAUUUCUUGUGAAUGUUGUAUGAAAGCUUUAUGAGGUGUGAUAUUGUUAAAUAAUUUAUGGUCCUCCUGAGGUUUUCAUAAUUAAUAGUACCGAUAAAUGGUUACACACUUUCAGGAGACAGUAGUGCUGAACUUGUCAAGAAGAUGUGUAGGCUUUCUAAGGAGCUUGAGUUUGAGGGGAUGUAAGAGUGUUGGAGAUGGGGCAUUAAGGUAUGUGUGUUGUGUUCAAUGUUCAAUGCUUUUGAGGAUACGUUAAAGAUAUUAGGAAGGUUUAGGGAAGUCACAUUUGUUGACUCAAAAAGUUGAGUUGCUAAGGUCAUUUUAUGAAGCACUUUCAUCUGGAAUUUUUUGCAGAAACUUAUUUAAAAUACAUUGUCUUUAUAUUAUCUAGAGAAUGGCUCCCAAACUUUUUAAGUUGCAACUUAAGUCCUAGAAAACUGACACAUACCUAUAAUAACAUUUUCUACUUAUCACUGAGAGUAAAAUAAUACAUUAUUUUACAUUUAGCUGCCCACAGUUUCCAGACUUAUAAAAAUUAUUAGCUUUUAUCGCUUAAUAAAUGAUAUCUUGCUGUAAUUAAAGUGAAGUGUUUUUUUUUUUUUUUACUUUCAUGUGUGUUUACUUGUAUGCUUUUACUGACUUGUAUUGUAAACCUGGCUGUCUGCACCUGUUCGAAGACUCCUCUUGCCUCCCUUCUCUCCAUGCCUGUUUUUUACUUUCAUUGAUAGAUGUUUCAUGAUUCUGUGGUGUGGAACCAAAGGAUAAAUGCUGACCUCUAUAAUCUGGUUUUCAUUUUCAGAAUCUUUGCUCAACAGUGCAAGAAUAUUGAGGAAUUAGUCUUAGAUGGAUGUAGAAGAAUUUCUGAUAGGUACAGAUCCCCCUACUUGUUUAAAAAUUAUUUAUCAUAGUGGUAUUACAGACCAUAGUGAGUAUUACAGACUAAGUAUUGCUAAUCUUGAUGUGGAAUAAUUUAAAACCUCUGUUGGGCCUGACUGGAAAAAAAGAUUAAAAGUUCUCUCUCUGCAGAUCAUGUUGAUAAUUUUAACCCUUUAGCUCCCACAUCAAAUUUUUCAUUCUCCUUACUGUCAACCAUGCAAUUCAUAUAAUGUUAGUUCAGAGAAUUUAGUAUUGGAUCAACUAAUUAUCCCCAAAUUGAUAUUUUUCUUCAUUCUCAUCACUUAUCUGGUUGAUAUUGUAUUGAUAUGGUAAGGAAAAAUUCUGUCUUGGUCACUAAUGGGAGUUAAAGGGUUAAAACUUGUUUUGACUUCUCUGCCUUUCUUGGUUCCCUGCAUCAACCUCAAAAAAAAUGACUACAUAUAAAAAGUGAAUGAAAGUCAUUGAGAAUUCAUGAAUGAUAAUUUUAGAGAAUACCUUAAGUAAAACUCUUAAAUUGAAUGAAUUUGUACAACUACAGUGUAUAUGUACAUUUUUCAGUUAUGCAGAAAGUUAAAUGGUUUUCUGUUUUCACUUUUUUUUUCCACCAGUUUCAUCAAUUAAUUGUAUUCUCCUUGUUCCACAGCACUGCCAUAAGUUUAAGUAACUACAGUGGACGACUCAAGCAUUUAGAUAUAUCAUCCUGUCAUCAAAUCACAGAUAACUCUCUUAGUGCACUAAGGUUAGUUACCACACUCAUAUUGUUUACGCAGGGUACAUGUAACUCUAUGGUAAAGGAAAGAUCCAUGUGCUGUUUCGUAACACAGUGAUGAUGAUGAUUAUGAUGAUGAUGAUGGCAGCUUUACAAGUAAUAAUAUGGUUUCCAUUUGCUAUAAUUGAUAUAUAGAUUACUUUUAUUGUAUCUAAGUGAAUUCAUAUCAAAUUUGAUCAUGUAAAUAGUUUGUUUGUAAAUAGGUAUAUGUACACUUAAUAAGGUUUAUCUAUGCUUAGCCAAUGCAGCUUGCAUCACAAAGGGAUCAACCUGCAGUGUCUUCAGCGUAAACACUGUUUUGUUGUUUGUCUUACAGUAAAGGCUGCACCAAGCUGCAGUACAUUAAUGUAUCAUGGUGUAAUCAAGUCUCAUCUCAUGGUCUUAAGUUACUAGCACAAGGCUGUCAUGACUUACUAGUACUUAUAGCAAAAGGAUGUUCAUUGGUGAGUCAAGAACUGGCACUUAUUAUAAAUAUUUUUUUUCCUUUAUUUGCUGUCUCAUGUGAAUGGCAAAGUUAUCUUUUAGUUUUUACAUGGAGUCUAGCUUUUCUUCACUGUGCCUUGCAGCUGACCACAGAAACUUGGUUCCCUCUAAAUGAAUGAUGUAUCACUUCAGACUAAGUCAAUGCAUCAUGAGUAACUUCCAUUUCUUGUUGGUUCCACGUGCUGUUAAAAUUUAGUUUUUGUUUCCAUUGGAGAUUCCAUUUACUUCCAUGUCAACUGUUAUAGUUAUAUAUUAACUCUUACUCCAGGGAACAACAUAAGAAAGGAAGAACAGAGCUCUUAGAUAUGUUCUGAUUAGUUCUUACGUGGUCCUUAUUUUGCCAUGUGGAUCAUAAGCUGUGUUUUUUCAGUUGCAGAACCCAGCAAAUUCAACUAAACUAGUUUGGUCUGAGUGCCAUAUAAAAAAUGACUUACUAACCUCACUUGCUGGAGCCAUACUGGGGAAUAUUGGCCCUUGGUGGUUUUUGCACAGAGUCCGUACUGCCAUGAUCUCAGGCCAGCAAUUCCUUAGUAGGGCAUCGGGUUCAGUUGAUCCAAGUUCAUUUGCCAGAUGUGUCUUAAAUUUUGUUACCUGAACCACCUUUGGUUUAUCUCCUUAUCCCACACCCCAUGCCCCAUGGACCCCCCUCCCCCCCCCCCCCUUGCCCCAACCCUACCAAGGAAACAAACAAACAAAAACAAGUUACUUCAAAAUAAUUAAUGAACAAAACUUUGUUGCCUUUGCACUUUGCAGGUAACAGAUGAAGGGAUAUAUCAUCUUACUAAACAUUGUGCCCAACUUCACACUAUCAACUUACACAGCUGUGAGGUACAAUAGUUGUUUCUGAGAUUUAAAUGGCAUAUUUGCAAAAUUGGCACUUUUUGAAAGUUGAAUUACUUUUAGUUUAGUUUUAUUAAUACUUAACUUUUGACAUAGCAAUAUUAUUUGCCAGAUAAAUUGUGGUCAGAAGAUUUUUCCCUAUAGUUCCAUUUUGUCUUGUGCUAAUGACUAUUAUCUGUCACUGCGAUAGAAGACUUGCUCCAAAUAUGUCACUCUCAACAGUAAUUUGUUUCUAAAUCAUUCUCUUAACUUCUUUCCCUUUCAGAAUAUUAAAGAUAAUGCUGUAAAGGCAGUCAGUGAACAUUGUCGGGAGAUCUCAUUUCUGUGUGUAUCUGGCUGUAUACAGCUGACAGAUGUGGCACUUCAACAUCUGGGAAGUAACAGCCAUGGGCUUAGGUAAGAGCUCACAGCUAUAUAUGUAUUUUUUAAAUAUGUUGAACUAUACCAUCAAUUUGUAUUACAUUCAGUAGAUGUACAUUCAAAUACAUACUAUGAUAUGAAUUUUCAGAUCAUGAACAGCAAGUUGAGUCCAAUGUUUAGAAACCAGUUUGCAAUUUGUUUACUUUAAAGCAUAUUAAAUUCUAGAAUUGCAACUUCAUUGUCAAAUGAUGUGAACGCCAAGAAAGACUUAGUGUAUUGAGGCUAACAGUUGAUCAGUAAUACAAUGUACCCUCAUCUCUACUCAGUUUCAACAAACUAGUCAGACAUCUAUCAUUACUUGUCUAUUUCUUCUUUUCUUUGGCAUGUAUAUUUUGACUGUUUCAAUCUCCACCUCCCAAUAAAAGUUUUCCUUACUUUGUACCAUGCGUUUUUCAUGAAUGGAUACACCUCUUUUAGUGUUGCAGUCAGUUGUGAUUGUUGCAUUUUGAGGAAAUGCUGCCUCGGCAGGCGGCUUUCAUACAGCUCUCCUGUUGUUGUUUUUUGUUUUUGUUGUUGUUGUGGUUGUUGUUGUUUUAUUUAAUGUUGGCGCCUGUGCUUUUGGAAUUUAUUUUUCACAGUCUUUGUUCUUGUUGUCAAGGUUUAGUCUUGUGUGGAUGGCUUUUAAUAACAACACUUUAUUUUUGGUUUCCUUGCAGAACUUUAGAAGCUGCACAGUGUUCACAGUUUACAGAUGCGGGGUUCCAAGCACUUUGUAGGGUAAGUAUUUUACUAUUAAAAGCUUGCCUACAAUUAAACAUGGCACUCUGUGUUCCUCUUUUUCAGUUUAUACAUAGUAUUUCAUGGACACAUGAGAAAAAUAAUAAAAGUUUUCACAUAAUGCUCCAGAAAGAGCUCUGAUGUGCAGUUUUCUACCAAGAUUGGUUGUAGAGCACUUGAAAUUUUAAUGACCGUGACUAGACUUUGUGAAAGAAGUUACUGACGUUAUAAAACUACACAGUAGCAUCUCAGUUUUUUUUCCCAGAAUGUUCUUAGUCAAUGAGAUUAUUUAUUGUUCAUGGAAUUGGUUUCUAGGUUAAAGACAUAAUAAUGAGCAUUUUAAAGCACAUUUGUCAGUAAUCAGAAGAAUUAAAUUAUUUCGAUUCUGUUUUAGGGUUGUAAUAACCUCCAACGCAUGGAUUUAGAAGAGUGUGUUUUGGUGAGCACAUUUUAUUAUUUUACUUAAAAAUAUGCCCAUUAUGUUGCUUCAUGCAAGAGUUGGUUUCAGAAGGCAUAUUUCUCCCAAAAUAGUAACCUCUUUUCUUUCUGUAAGUAAGAAGUAGCAAAAGAACCUCGGUCGUUCGUUUGCCUUUCGAAUGCUCAACCGCUAAUUUACAGCAAUUUUCACGGAUAUCAUGAGAACAUGAGAAUCAUUUUCUUCCGGAGUAUUAAGAGUUAAGGAAUCGAAUGGAAACUUCACGAAAGCCCUCGAUAAUUUCUCGAACGGCUUCGGACGCCCCGGAACUCGGCUCGAACCUCGAGUUGGACGUUUCCGCAAAUCGAGAAUCGAAUAUUUUGGUUUUGAAGGCCUGUCAACUUGCGUUUGGCCUUAGAUAAGAAGUACAUUAUGCAUUAACAUGCUUUAUUUCUCGUUUAGAUCACAGACUCUACUUUGAAUCACUUAUCACUCUGGUGUUCUGGCCUAGAGAAACUAGUGAGUUUGUUGUUUACUUUGGAUCAAUGUCAGUAUCUGAGCAACUACGCACUUACCCUUCCCUUAACAGGUAGGGGUUAAUGUUAUAUUUGGGGAGGGGUAAGUACGCAGUUGCUGACACUGACAAUGAUCCUUUACUUUUGUGUAAGUCAGCAAAUGGCAAAAAUUAAUUUUGUAAAUUCUAAACCAACUAAUCCAAAUAUAUUUAAGUAAAAUCAUACGCGCGUCAUUUUGAAGUUUCCUGUUUCAAAAUAGUUAGGAAACAGUUUUUCAGCUGUGUUUGAUGUGUUUCCUCGCCAAAUGGACGCCUCUCCCCCCAACAGUUUUUCAGCUGGAUGUGUUUCCUCGCCAAAUGGACGCCUCUCCCCCCAACAUCAAUAUGCGUAUUCUCCAUCCUAUUCUCUAUACAUUUCCUGACGUGCUGAAAGGAGAAAUCGUUUAACAAUCAAGAGUUUCUUUAGUUGGAGAUUCUCGAUGACCUUUGUGAUUCAGAGGUGAUAUUGUGAGGAUAAAUUAGAUGCCAGUCACUCUAACGAGCAAAUGGGGAGUUUGGUGGCAUCCGAAGGCCCGACGAAAUGGGCUGAGUAGUGAACUUCGUGUCACUGUAUUACUCUCUACAGAGUCUUUCCCAUUGCGAGCUUAUAACAGACGAAGGCAUUAGACAAUUAGGUGGCAGUCCCUGUGCUGUGGAUCAUAUUGAGGUCCUGGAAUUGGAUAACUGCCCUCUUAUCACAGACAACGCCCUGGAACAUUUGAUGUGAGUAAACAUUGAUCAGUUCUCGUUCAAAAUAUAGUUUUAUCGAUCAAAAUACUGGCAAGUUUUGGGUUUUGCUCGUCUUUUUGCGUCGAAUUGAUUUGUGUCAAUGGAAACUCGCAUUGUUUUGGAGGAGCCAUGAGUGACGUUCAAAUUGAACUACACCUGACACUCUUGUAGCUUUUGUCGUGAAGACUAAAAGAAUUGAAUAAAUGAAAACACUGAGGCAAGCGCAUCGUGAUGCGUCAUUCAUCGGCUGGGAAGAAAAUGAAUAAUGGAGGAGAAAACGGAUAAACAAUUAAAUUUCGUGGUGUGGAUUCGUAAUUGAAAAGGUUUUCUUUGGCCUUGUUAACUUAAAUACAGAAACUGCCGAGAACUCAAGAGAAUAGAACUUUACGAUUGCCAGUUGAUCACAAGAGCGGGAAUUAGAAGACUUAAGGUUAGUUUGUUUGUAUCAAGCAAGAUUACCUAUUUUAUUUUUGUCGAAGAUAUUAAAAAACGGGAAAAAAACAAACAGUUACAUUGCGAAGUGACUACUUACAUGGGUGAAUUUGUGUAAGGAAAUAAACCAUAGCAGCCUACUCGUUGUCACGAGUGGUAAGCUCCCUCAGUUCAGCCACACAAGUGUCGUUUGACGCUGUAUUUUUUUGGUUCCUCUUCAGGCGCAACUACCGGACUUAAAAGUUCACGCAUACUUCGCCCCUGUCACCCCUCCCCCGAGUGUCGGUGGCGGACGACAGAGAAUGUGUCGAUGCUGUGUGGUGUUAUAGUAUCGUAACAUAUAAUUCCAUAACGUCCUGUAGCACCCAGUCGCUACGUGCUGUAUCAAUCAUGUCCUCGUUCUUGCCCUUAUUUGCCUUCUUAACCCUUUAACUCCUAGAAGUGAUCGACAUGUAACUUCUCCCUAUAAUAUCUUUUCAUCAUUCAGCAAACAGGUAAUGAGAAUGUUCAAACUUAUCAGGUAGAAGUUGUUAUCUUGAUCUACCAUCAAAUUCUCAUAAUUAAUAUACAAGGAAAUGAUUAGCAGGUAGAGGGGAGAAUUAACAAUCAGAUCUUGGGAGUUAAAGGGUUUAAGUUGUUUCGGUUUGAGUGUCUUUAAGUAGGGUCCUCAGUUCGUGGGUGUUCUUCUCCUGCUUUGUUCAGUCUUAACCGCUCCUUUUGUCCUCAUUCCUCCUUCCUCCCUCUUUGUAUCCCUUCCCUACCUUAUUUCUCACCUGUUUUCUACCCUGUACAUUCUUCCUUCCUUCUCUCUCCUUCCUCCUGGCUUUUGCCUCCCUAUCUUCCUGCAUAUCUUCCGCCUCCUACCUGGCUUCUCUUUUCUUCUGCCUCAAACCCAUCUCCCCUCUCUUCACCUCGAAAACUCCCCCUUGUUUUCCACUUUCCUCCUUUUCCUAAACUUAUGUUCUUAUUUGAGUGUUGUUAGUCGAUAUUCUUGCAUUACUGAAAAAACAAAAAAACAAAAAAAAACAUAACAGAAAUGAUUUAGGUACAUCCAUUAGCCAGAGGCACGAAGCCUAAAUUCAAUAACGGGUUAGGGUUAACGUGCGUAGAGAUUGUACUUGCUAGAAGUAUUUUAAAGCCAGCGAAAGGAAAAUUUCCACAAACAGAAUGUUUAAUGCAGUGAACCAUUUCAUUUUUCAAGCCAUUUUAAUGUUGCCAAAGUAAAUGUAAAUAUAACGGUACUCAUAGGUGCUUUAAAUAAUUGCUGAAUGAAUCAAUGGUAGGAAUCGAUUUUUCUUCGAUAUGAUGAUGAUUUUAAGGCAAUUUUGUUUAUAGUGUUAAUAUAAAGGGCCAUUUUAAUAAUUUCUGUAUAUAAAACCAAACGGUCUCCGUAAUGAUCUAAUUUAUUUAAUUCUGAACUUGCUACACUCGCCCCGGGCAAAUGUGCCCUGUGUUGGGUCACUGUGAUGUUAAUAGUCUUUUCCUCUGUUCUUUUUGUUGUUCUUCUUAUAAAGGUGGCUCUUCCUGUUUUGUUUCAUGACGAAAACAUUUUUGCAAACGUUAAAGAAAAUGGUUUAUUUUGUUAGAAGCGAGACUUUAGCUCUCCAACCGCUUUUCCUUCUCGUCAGCAUUUUCUUUUAUCCCUGCGUCGGCAAACUCAAACUCCUCGUGUGCUCGAGCUUUUUUCUGCUAGGCUGCCUUCACGUUAACAUUGUGUGAUGUAACGUAACGUAGCGAUCGCAGCGCAUCAGUGAUUCCUAUAGCACUAUGAGUGGGGAUCGUUGUGUAACCGCCCAGUUAGUCAAAAACAGACUGACAAGUUUACUGGCUUUUAAUUGCUCUGUUAUGAAGGGUUACGCUUUAUUGAUUUACAAAGUUGUAUCUGAUUUUGGCAACGAAAAGCUGUUUGGAAAUCACGCAUCACUCAAGCUUUCUUGGAUUUCAACUUUACGCGGAUGAUGGUCUGUGACCCUCAUCAGCCCCAAUCCCCUGCCGGUCAGGAAGGGUCUUAUGUUCCUAAAGCUUAGAUAGUUAUGUUCAGAGCAUUUGAAGCCAGUACAGCGAGUGUUUAACAUACUUAUUCACAUAAUUGUAUGGCGGUACCUCUCUAGUCUCAGGAAAGACUCGUGCGCAACUUCUCCUGAUCAUAUCAUCACAUUCUGAAGUAGACAGGUUAAGAGUGAAGGGACUCAGCUCUUGCAGAUGUGGCGUGAAAUUCUAUUAGGCAACUCUCUGAUCUUGGGGUUGGAAGGGUUAAUUACUUCUA